GGUCACCUGGGGGUACUGUCGAAAUGCAAGGAUGAACAGAGCUAGAGGUUGCCACACCCAGGGAACCCAGGAACUCACUUCACAAGCUCUGAGGCUCGGAGGAGGCCCCUCCUCUUCCUGCUCCAACCAUCCGGGCCAAGAGGCCUCCCAAUCAGACCUGGACGGCUCCAGCUGUGUCCUGAGGCGCUGGACCAGCCACAUCCCCUGGGGCUGGAGUUGAAGCAGAACCAAGUGGCCAUCCCGGCGUUAGGCCAUAGGUUCCUGGCUCCUGGAGCGGUCAGAGCCAGCCAGUGGGCAGCAGCUUUUGCUCACAGGCCCCAGUGCCCAGGGCGCUGGCUCUCCGCAGGGCGGAAUGGCGCUGCAAGUGGAGCUGGUACCCACCGGGGAGAUCAUCCGCGUGGUUCAUCCCCACAGGCCCUGCAAGCUUGCCCUGGGCAGUGACGGGGUUCGGGUGACCAUGGAGAGUGCGCUGACUGCCCGUGACCGGGUGGGGGUGCAGGAUUUCGUGCUGCUGGAGAACUUCACCAGCGAGGCCGCCUUUAUCGAGAACCUGCGGCGGCGGUUUCGGGAGAACCUCAUCUAUACCUACAUUGGCCCCGUCCUGGUCUCUGUCAACCCCUACCGGGACCUGCAGAUCUACAGCCGGCAGCACAUGGAGCGUUACCGUGGCGUCAGCUUCUAUGAAGUGCCCCCUCAUCUGUUUGCCGUGGCCGACACUGUAUACCGAGCACUGCGUACAGAGCGUCGGGACCAGGCAGUGAUGAUCUCUGGGGAGAGUGGGGCAGGCAAGACCGAGGCCACCAAGAGGCUGCUACAGUUCUAUGCAGAGACCUGCCCAGCCCCCGAGCGCGGAGGUGCUGUGCGAGACCGGCUGCUGCAGAGCAACCCAGUGCUGGAGGCCUUUGGAAAUGCCAAGACCCUCCGAAACGAUAACUCCAGCAGGUUCGGGAAGUACAUGGAUGUGCAGUUUGACUUCAAGGGUGCCCCCGUGGGUGGCCAUAUCCUCAGUUACCUCCUGGAAAAGUCACGAGUGGUGCACCAGAAUCACGGGGAGCGGAACUUCCACGUCUUCUACCAGCUGCUGGAGGGGGGUGAGGAGGAGACUCUUCGCAGGCUGGGCUUGGAACGGAACCCCCAGAGCUACCUGUACCUGGUGAAGGGCCAGUGUGCCAAAGUCUCCUCCAUCAACGACAAGAGUGACUGGAAGGUGGUCAGGAAGGCUCUGACAGUCAUCGAUUUCACUGAGGAUGAAGUGGAGGACCUGCUGAGCAUCGUGGCCAGCGUCCUGCAUUUGGGUAACAUCCACUUUGCUGCCGACGAGGAGAGCAAUGCCCAGGUCACCACCGAGAACCAACUGAAGUAUCUGACCAGACUCCUCAGCGUGGAAGGCUCGACGCUGCGAGAAGCCCUGACACACAGGAAGAUCAUCGCCAAGGGGGAGGAGCUCCUGAGCCCGCUGAACCUGGAGCAGGCCGCCUAUGCGCGAGACGCUCUCGCCAAGGCUGUGUACAGCCGCACUUUUACCUGGCUCGUGGGGAAGAUCAACAGGUCGCUGGCCUCCAAGGAUGCGGAGAGCCCCAGCUGGCGGAGUACCACGGUUCUCGGGCUCCUGGAUAUUUAUGGCUUCGAAGUGUUUCAGCAUAACAGCUUUGAGCAGUUCUGCAUCAAUUACUGCAACGAGAAGCUGCAGCAGCUCUUCAUCGAGCUCACGCUCAAGUCGGAGCAGGAGGAGUACGAGGCAGAGGGCAUCGCGUGGGAGCCCGUCCAGUAUUUCAACAACAAGAUCAUCUGUGAUCUGGUGGAGGAGAAGUUUAAGGGCAUCAUCUCGAUUUUGGAUGAGGAGUGUCUGCGCCCUGGGGAGGCCACGGACCUGACCUUCCUAGAGAAACUGGAGGACACAGUCAAGCACCAUCCACACUUCCUGACGCACAAGCUGGCUGACCAGCGGACCCGGAAAUCUCUGGGCCGAGGGGAAUUCCGCCUUCUGCACUACGCUGGGGAGGUGACUUACAGCGUGACAGGGUUUCUGGACAAAAACAAUGACCUUCUCUUCCGGAACCUUAAGGAGACCAUGUGUAGCUCGAAGAAUCCCAUUAUGAGCCAGUGCUUCGACCGGAGCGAGCUCAGUGACAAGAAGCGGCCAGAGACGGUCGCCACCCAGUUCAAGAUGAGCCUCCUGCAGCUGGUGGAGAUCCUGCAGUCCAAGGAGCCCGCCUACGUCCGCUGCAUCAAGCCUAAUGAUGCCAAACAGCCCGGCCGCUUUGAUGAGGUGCUGAUCCGGCACCAGGUGAAGUACCUGGGGCUGAUGGAGAACUUGCGCGUGCGCAGAGCCGGCUUUGCCUAUCGCCGCAAAUACGAAGCUUUCCUGCAAAGGUACAAGUCACUGUGCCCAGAGACGUGGCCCACGUGGGCAGGACGGCCGCAGGAUGGGGUGGCUGUGCUGGUCCGGCACCUGGGCUACAAGCCAGAAGAGUACAAGAUGGGCAGGACCAAGAUCUUCAUCCGCUUCCCCAAGACCCUGUUUGCCACAGAGGAUGCCCUGGAGGUCCGGCGGCAGAGCCUAGCCACCAAGAUCCAAGCUGCCUGGAGGGGCUUUCACUGGCGGCAGAAAUUCCUCCGGGUGAAGCGAUCAGCUAUCUGCAUCCAGUCGUGGUGGCGUGGAACGCUGGGCCGGAGGAAGGCAACCAAGAGGAAGUGGGCAGCGCAGACCAUCCGGCGGCUCAUCCGAGGCUUCAUCCUGCGCCACGCGCCCCGUUGCCCCGAGAACGCCUUCUUCCUGGACCACGUGCGCACCUCUUUUUUGCUAAACCUGCGGCGGCAGCUGCCCCGGAAUGUCCUGGACACCUCCUGGCCCACACCCCCACCUGCCCUGCGUGAGGCCUCAGAGCUUCUGCGGGAGCUGUGCAUAAAGAACAUGGUGUGGAAAUACUGCCGGAGCAUCAGCCCUGAGUGGAAGCAGCAGGUACGGAGAGUGGUGCUGGGUGAGGAUGAGGAAGUGGAGUCAGGGAACCGCAGGCAUUCCUCAGAGAGUGUUGGCCUAGAGGGGCAUUUACCCUGGUCUACCGUAUUUACCCCGCCUACUGUAUUUACCCUGGUCUAUUCUAUUUACCCCAGUCUACCGUAUUUACCCCGGUCUACUCUACCUCGUGUAUCGUAUUUACCCCUGUCUACCGUAUUUACCCUGCCUUCCUUAUUUAUCUCGGGUUAUCGUAUUUACUCUGCCUACCGUAUUAUCUCGGCCUACCGUAUUUACCGCGUCUGUCGUAUUUACUUUGAUCUACCGUAUUUAUCCUGCCUACCGUAUUUACCCUCGUCUACCGUAUUUACUUCAGCCUACCGUAUUUACCCCGUAUUUACCUCGUCUAUGGUAUUUAUCUCGUCUAUCGUAUUUACCCCGUCUAUCGUAUUUACCCCUGUCUACCGUAUUUACCCCGUCUAUCGUAUUUACCUUGUCUAUCAUAUUUACCCCGUCUAUCGUAUUUACCUCGGUUUACCAUAUUUACCCCGCCUACCGUAUUUACCCGUCUGCCGUAUUUACCCCUGUCUGCCGUACUUACGACUGUCUGCCAUAUUUACCUCUGUGUGCCGUAUUUACCCCUGUCUGCCGUAUUUACGCCUGUCUGCCGUAUUUACGCCUGUCUGCCGUAUUUACGCCUGUCUGCUGUAUUUACCCCUGUCUGCUGUAUUUACCCCUGUCUGCUGUAUUUACCCCUGUCUGCUGUAUUUACCCCUGUCUGCUGUCGUUUCUUCGGUCUACUGUAUUUACCCCGGUCUACUGGCGACCUCAGUUGGAUGCCAGGCCCUGCUGGGCCUUGUGUAGGAAGUGGACGCUGGAGUACAUUUGGGGUGGCCAAUAGGGUUCACCUUGUGGGCCAACUGCCCUUGAUUGGUAGAGACUGCUCAGAACCCUGUGUUGAAAAGUCUGCAUCUUCACUUGGAUGGAUUGGUGAUGUUUGCCCUCAUUACAGGCAUUGGUUGAUGUGCCGUGUUUUUGCCAACUCAGUACUGGAUGAUUCUAAAACACCCACCCAGCAUAGAUAACCUCUAGUAACCUUGAGUAUUAGUGAUCUGCUACUUAGAAGACCCCAAGCUGGAGCUGAGUCUCAGGGCCACCAGGGCCUGAUGGGGUGGGGAAACAUUACAAAGGCUAGUUUCUUUUUUUUUUUUUUUU
Messenger RNA from Macaca mulatta (Rhesus monkey), 4171 nucleotides. NCBI's taxonomy places the organism in Eukaryota, Metazoa, Chordata, Mammalia, Primates, Cercopithecidae. The record is from RefSeq and is a predicted model, not a curated record.